AAAACACAAAGAGCUGGUUAGAAGGAGUCGAACUUGGGAAUGGUUGCCUUCACGUUUGGUUCACGAAGACUACAAGCAUGCUCAUUUCCUCGUUUUCUAUAUUCAACAAGUAUUCGAUCAGUCUUGGAAGCUCAAGAUAUCUUUGAAAAUAGACACAUUGGUUCAGGGAAAGAGGCAGAUAUACAAGCCAUGCUUCAAGCCCUAAAAUUGAAUACGCUUGAUGAACUAAUUCAAGAAACAGUGCCUGCCAAGAUAAGAAGCAAAACCGGUCUCGGAAUAGGAUCGGGUUUGACGGAGAGUGAAGCACUCAAAUAUAUAAGGAAACUAGCACAAAGAAAUGAAUUGUAUCAAAAUCAUAUUGGUAUGGGAUAUUAUGGAACACUGGUCCCAGCUGUAAUACAAAGGAACAUAUUGGAAAAUCCGGCUUGGUAUACUCAGUAUACACCGUACCAAGCCGAAGUUUCACAAGGUCGUCUCGAAUCACUGUUGAACUAUCAAACCAUGGUUUCGGAUCUUACUGGUUUACCUAUUGCAGGAGCUUCAUUGUUAGAUGAAGCCACUGCUGCAGCUGAAGCGAUGGCUAUGUGUUAUGCUCUUUCGAAGCAAAAGAAAAGAAUAUUUGUCAUAUCCGACUCAUGUCAUCCACAAACCAUAGGAGUUAUUUGUACUCGAGCUGAAGGUUUCGGUAUCGAAGUUGUAGUUGGAAAGAUGCAUUCUUUCAAUUGGAAAGAAGUACAAGGUCAAGUUUGUGGAAUUCUAUUGCAAUAUCCAACCACACAAGGUAUAAUCGAAGACUAUGAAAAUAUCAUUACAGAAGCUCACCAUUCUGGAGCAAAGGUUAUUAUGAGUUGUGAUUUGUUGGCUUUGACUAUGUUGAAACCUCCUGGUGAGAUGCAUGCCGACUUUGCCGUAGGAUCGUCGCAAAGAUUUGGAGUGCCAAUGGGUAACGAAGGUCCACAUGCUGCUUUUUUUGCAACGAAAGAUGAAUAUAAACGCUUAAUGUACGUAUACUAUCAUUUAAUAUUGACAAUCACUAUCCACAUUAGCAUUGUUUCUUAGGCCUGGUCGUAUUAUUGGUG
Molecule: messenger RNA, 1079 nt
Organism: Galdieria sulphuraria
Lineage: Eukaryota; Rhodophyta; Bangiophyceae; Galdieriales; Galdieriaceae
Product: glycine dehydrogenase subunit 2
Exons: 6
Coding region: 40-1059 (339 amino acids)
Biological process (GO): glycine decarboxylation via glycine cleavage system
Cellular component (GO): cytosol; glycine cleavage complex
Molecular function (GO): pyridoxal phosphate binding; glycine binding; glycine dehydrogenase (decarboxylating) activity
Source: RefSeq, a predicted model, not a curated record